Messenger RNA from Neurospora tetrasperma FGSC 2508, 2571 nucleotides. RefSeq lists its product as uncharacterized. Gene Ontology annotation, molecular function: kinase activity. The record is from RefSeq and is a predicted model, not a curated record. Gene Ontology annotation, biological process: ubiquinone biosynthetic process. The transcript has 2 exons. The coding region runs from base 230 to 2473 and encodes 747 amino acids. NCBI's taxonomy places the organism in Eukaryota, Fungi, Ascomycota, Sordariomycetes, Sordariales, Sordariaceae. Gene Ontology annotation, cellular component: extrinsic component of mitochondrial inner membrane.
CCGCUAUCUCCGGCACUUCAUCCACUACCAAUCUCUUUAUUUCUCCAUACUCAGCCCUCACUCCGUCAUUGCCUCGAUCUACACUAAGUAGCUCCACUGGAUUGGAUGAGAGGAUGCGAUUGAGAGUGAAACCUUUCGUCCCAUAAUACGCCGCCUAAUAACUCACUCAUCCUUCCUUUCGUAAUUCUUUUCAACUACGUCAUUGGUCCUGUCACAUUCUAUUCACAAAAUGAGAUUUGCCGACUUGCUAGUAGACCUGGCUGCCGUGGCUAAUGCCUCCCGCUCCGUUGCCGGCAAACACGUUGCGCUCCGGGCCAGCCAGAUCGACAGAUACACUAAGACGAGUAGUAUUGCCAACCUAGCCAAGGAUCUUGGGAGAAGCAAGCAACAGCAGCAGCAGCAGCAGCAGCAGCAACAUUACCAACAACAGACACCGGAGUCGCAACAGCAGGAGCAGAGGCAGCAGGAUCCUUCAGCGUCGGUUGCUACCCAGCCCAAGAUUCCCCCAUCACCACUGGUAUCCGAGGCCAGGGUGUCUGCCGCUACGCCAGAGCCUCAAAAGUCGACAUCCAAACCGUUCACUCCUGCACCAUGGGCAGACCGGAAACCCCUUCCUCAGCCCAGUCCCUUCCCCAGACCACCAAGAAUCGGCGUCAAGAGCACAAUACCGGGGAUACCAGCCGACCUGGCAGCCCUGAAGGACGGGGCCAAUAGUGAAGAGGCUGGCGUCGAUCUCAGCAACAUCUUCAUGACGAACAAGGGUUCCAAGAUUUUGGAGGAGUUGAGCAAGGAGCCUACCGUUCCCGCAGUUGAGAUCACCUCUGAGCCGGUUCCUGCCGUUGUCCCGGAACUUAAGACGACCGAGGUUGAGGUUAAGGUGGAGGAGGAAGUCAAGGUCACUCAGCCACCAGUCGAACAGGAAUCGGUCCAGACGGUCGUUAAAGAGGCCAGACAGCCCAAGCCGGAAGAGAAGCCGACUCCGGUCGCGGAAGCCCCGGCGAGCACGCCAGCUCCUCCCCCGGCUGCCGUAAAGCCCACACCACAAGAGACAAAGGCCACUAAGCUUUCGCAAGAGGACGCAGACUUGGUUGCCGAGCUCACAGGCUCGCCUCUCCCAGCCUCUACCCGCCACGAACUCCGCGAGUCCAAGGUCCCAGCCUCCCGCAUCAGCAGACUAUGGAACUACGGCGGUCUCGCCGCCGGAAUGAUGGCUGGCGCUAUCGGCGAAGGUUUCAGCCGAGCCAUCGGCGGCGGCAGCUCCGGGUCCGUCAUGCUCAGCCCGGGCAACGUCGAGCGGCUGGUCUCCCGUCUUUCCCGGAUGCGUGGCGCCGCCCUCAAGCUGGGGCAGAUGAUGUCGAUUCAAGACUCCAAGAUGCUCCCACCCACGAUCCAGGAGGUCUUCCAGCGUGUUCAAGAUCGAGCCGACUACAUGCCGGCUUGGCAGCGCGACCGGGUUUUGGUCUCCAACCUGGGCGCCGACUGGCGCUCCCUGUUCGACGAGUUCGAAGAGAAACCCAUCGCAGCCGCCUCCAUUGGCCAAGUCCACCGCGCCACGCUCAAGUCCAACGGCGCCCGCGUCGCCGUCAAGAUUCAGUUCCCCGGCGUGGGUGACUCCAUCAACUCGGACCUCGACAACCUCGCCAUCCUGCUGGCCGCCACCAAGCUUCUCCCCAAAGGCCUGUAUCUGAACAAGACCAUCGACAAUGCGCGCACCGAGCUGGCGUGGGAAUGCGAUUACUUAAGGGAAGCCGAGUGCGGCGCCCGUUACAGGGAACUCCUUGCCGCGGAUGGGCAAGAAGACGCCGUCUUCGCCGUCCCGCACAUCUACUCGGAAGCCUCAGGCAAGCAAGUCCUUACCAUGGAGUGGAUGGACGGCGUGGGCGUCACGCGCGUCAAGGACUUCACGCAGGAACAAAAGGACUGGAUCGGCACCCAGAUCUUGCGCCUCUGUCUGCGCGAGAUCACCGAAUUCAAGUUUAUGCAGACGGAUCCCAACUGGACCAACUUCUUGUACAACCCCGAAAAACAACGGCUGGAGCUGCUCGACUUUGGCGCUAGCCGAGAAUACCCAGAGGAGUUCAUCUCGCUCUAUAUCCGCCUGCUCGAAGCGGCGUCGCGGGGUGAUCGCCCCGCGGUCAAGUCCCUUUCUGAAGAGCUGGGGUAUCUGACGGGUCAUGAGAGUAGAGCGAUGCUGGAGGCGCAUAUUACUAGUGUUGUUACACUGGCUGAGCCGUUCCUGCAGAGUGCGCCGGAGGUGUAUGAUUUCAGAAAUCAGACGAUUACGGAGAGGGUCAAGGCGCAGAUCCCCGUCAUGAUUCAUGAAAGGCUGGCACCGCCGCCGGAAGAGACGUAUAGCUUGCACAGGAAGCUCAGUGGGGCGUUUUUGUUGUGCGCGAGGCUGGGGAGUAGGGUCAGGUGUAGGGAGAUGUUUGAGAAGGCAUUGGAGAAGACGGAGUAUUUCGGGAAGAAAUGAGUGAAGUGUAUGUAUGAUAUUACACUGGCUGUGAGUCUGGUGGGAUAGAUUUGGAGGGUUAGACCAGAGUUUCUGCAAGUGAUUCUUUCUUCUUUCCU